Plasmodium reichenowi is the source of this 300-nucleotide messenger RNA. Its product is annotated as ring-infected erythrocyte surface antigen, putative. Lineage: Eukaryota; Apicomplexa; Aconoidasida; Haemosporida; Plasmodiidae. The record is from RefSeq and is a predicted model, not a curated record. The annotation marks the transcript as partial. The transcript has a single exon.
AAAUAUAGAAGAAGCAGUUACUGACGUUCAACAAGAUUCAGAAGUAAGUCUACCAGUUGAAAUCCUAGAUCCAUUAUAUUACGAUAUAUUAGGUGUUGGUGUUAAUGCUGAUAUGAAAGAAAUUACUGAAAAUUAUUUUAAGUUAGCUGAAAAGUAUUAUCCAUAUCAAACAAAAGGUGAACCUAUUUUCCACAACUUUAGAAAAAUCAACGAAGCCUAUCAAGUUUUAGGAGAUAUUGAUGUAAAAAAAUGGUACAAUGAAUACGGAUAUGCUGGAAUAAAAAAAGUCAACUUCAUUAA